Symbiodinium sp. CCMP2592 is the source of this 180-nucleotide messenger RNA. The record is from the annotation of a GenBank genome assembly. Lineage: Eukaryota; Dinophyceae; Suessiales; Symbiodiniaceae.
AUGCCGAGAAGCAGAAGCUCUGCGAGUGCCGGUGGUGGUGUACAGCCUUGGCAUGCAAUCGAAAAACACAUUUUGCGGAAAGCCACGUUCAGAGCAUUGUGGGCGACAACCUCCGAAGCCUGCUGUGGCUCUGCCGAAGUUCGGAUGGUCGCGUCGCUGACGACGCCAUGCUCCUUGUGA